AUGUCCGACGACGCGCCUAGGAAGCGUUCGCGCUUCGAUCAAACAGAACCUGAACCCCGAAAAGCGUCGCGAUUCGACCGCCGCUCUCGAUCCCCUUCCUCUAGGCUAUCUGAAUCCAAAAGAAGUCGCAGCCCCCUCGCGAAAGGCAGCCAAAGUCCUGGAGCUGGCGAAAGACGCAGUACUUCUCUCGAUCCUGCUGCGGCAGCAGCUGCCGCCGCUGCUAAAAUCAACGCCGAGUUGCAAGCUCGCAAAGGCAUUCAGCAUGUCGAUGUCCCUCCUGUUCGAUCAACAUCCACGCCCACACCCGCUCCGAAACCUACUACCCCUUCUGGUCCAAGCACCGGUAAAGUCGACGGCGAAAUCUACAUUGCGGAUGGUGAUUACAUUAAAGACAUUGAAGUCAAUGACUUGCGCAAUCGGUACACCUUGACUAAAGGCUCUACGCAAAAGAUGAUCAAAGAGGAAACUGGAGCUGAUGUUACAACGCGCGGCUCAUAUUAUCCGGAUAAGAGCAUGGCUACUGCGGCGAAUCCACCCUUGUAUCUUCAUGUCACCAGCACCUCCAAAACUGGCCUCGAGAAAGCUAUCGCAAAAAUCGAAGAGCUCAUGAAACAGGAACUUCCCAACCUUGUUGACGAGAGGCGCUUUCGUCGUAGGGAACCUGAACAGUUUGAACGGGACGAGUUUGGCCGGAGAAAAUGGCCUGAAGAGCGAAUUCCAAUCGACAUGGAAAACAUCCCGGGUUUCAAUCUCCGCGCUCAAGUGGUUGGCCAAGGAGGUGCUUAUGUCAAACACAUUCAACAAGAAACUGGCUGCCGGGUCCAAAUCAAAGGUCGCGGAAGCGGUUUCAUGGAACACAGCACAGGCCAGGAAUCAGACGAACCGAUGUAUCUCCAUGUGGCCGGACCUCAACCUGCUCAAGUUCAAAAAGCUAAGGAACUGUGUGAAGAUCUUCUAGCCAAUGUGCGCGUUAAUUUCGAACACUUCAAGGCUAACCCACCACCUCAAAGAAUGGAGUCAUACACGGAUGGAUAUGGAGCUGAUGCCAAUCGUAGCUCUUAUGGCGGAUACGGACGAGAUAGGGGUCGUGAUAACAGUUACUCACACCACAGCAACAGUUACAAUUCUCCAUAUUCCGGCACUACACCAGCCACUCCAGCGCCCGGAACAUCUGCUUCUCCCUCGGAUUAUGCAGCACAAUACGCUCAAUAUUAUGCCAGUCAACCUGGCGGAGAUCCUUAUGCAGCAUAUGGUGGCUAUCAGAACUAUGUUGCCUAUUAUCAAUACUAUCAACAACAAGCUGCUGCGACUGCUGCUCAACGACCAUCACCACCCCCGCCCCCUCCAGGUGAUUCAAAUCCUCCUCCGCCUCCAGAUAAUUCAGCUGCACCACCUCCGCCACCACCUUCUGGUUAUUCGGCCGUUCCACCGCCUCCCGGACUGUGA
This is a messenger RNA of Rhinocladiella mackenziei CBS 650.93, 1446 nucleotides long. RefSeq lists its product as uncharacterized. The record is from RefSeq and is a predicted model, not a curated record. Gene Ontology annotation, cellular component: nucleus. Gene Ontology annotation, molecular function: RNA binding. The coding region runs from base 1 to 1446 and encodes 481 amino acids. The transcript has 7 exons. Lineage: Eukaryota; Fungi; Ascomycota; Eurotiomycetes; Chaetothyriales; Herpotrichiellaceae.